This is a messenger RNA of Arxiozyma heterogenica, 378 nucleotides long. RefSeq lists its product as uncharacterized. The coding region runs from base 1 to 378 and encodes 125 amino acids. The record is from RefSeq and is a predicted model, not a curated record. The transcript has a single exon. NCBI's taxonomy places the organism in Eukaryota, Fungi, Ascomycota, Saccharomycetes, Saccharomycetales, Saccharomycetaceae.
AUGGAUCUAAACGACGAUACCAAAACCAUUAAUUCUACAACGGAUUACAAUAAUAAUGAUAAUGAUAAGAGUGAUAAAAACAAUGAUCUUGGCGACAACAAAUCAGUACUAUCUUCAUCACCAAACGUUUAUGAGGAUGGCUUGGAUUUUUGGGAAACAUUAAGAUCUUUAGCAAAUAAUUCUUCAAGCAAGAAUGAAAAUGAAAAUAGUAUUAAAAACCAAUCACCAGAACAUGAUAAGGAUAAGAAUACUACAAUCAAGUCUUUAUUCAAUUAUAGCACGAAUAAUAAUUCCCAUACAAAAACUGAAAGCAGUCAUCCUUCUCAUAGUAGUGACAAUGAAUACAUUGAUCCAUUAUUACCAUUAAAUCCAAGUUAG